Toxorhynchites rutilus septentrionalis is the source of this 2000-nucleotide messenger RNA. Its product is annotated as adenosine deaminase 2-like. Bases 24 to 1910 code for a protein of 628 amino acids. Gene Ontology annotation, molecular function: adenosine deaminase activity. The transcript has 4 exons. The record is from RefSeq and is a predicted model, not a curated record. Lineage: Eukaryota; Metazoa; Arthropoda; Insecta; Diptera; Culicidae. Gene Ontology annotation, biological process: inosine biosynthetic process; adenosine catabolic process.
AGAGCGAAUCGAAUAGGUGUGAAAUGAAGUACCUUCUGCUGUCGUUGCCCUUCUUGUUCUGUAUCAAACUCUACGAAACGAAAGCAGUAAUCACAACAGAUGCUGGAGAGCCCUUCUUCCUCAAAAGACCGUCUCUGGAGGCCUACAACGCACAAAGGAAACAUGUCAUCGAAGCACAGGAACGACGCUUUUUGGGUGCUAGUUUGAACCUGACCAACGAGGAGGAGAUUGUCAAUCGGCACAUAAUGAAACUGAAGCGGCUGGAAUUGGAUGAAGGAUUCAAGGAUAGCUUUGAAUUCAUUCCGGCGCGACAUAUCUUCGAAAAGUUGGAUCAACUGAACAGCUCAAAGCUGUUUCAAUUCAUUCGUCGAAUUCCGAAAGGAGCGGUGCUGCAUGCCCACGACUCUGCAAUAGGGAGCACAGACUUGCUGAUUAAUGCCACGUAUAGACCUUAUCUGUGGCAAAAUGGACGGUUCGAGCAGAACACGCCUCCGGCUUUUAUAUUCUCUAAAACUAAACCCGCCGGAAAGGGUUGGGAACUUGUGUCUGAUAUACGCAAUGAAAUGAAAGCCGAGAUUUACGAUGAAAAGUUGAGAGAUUUAUUUGGAUUAUACACCAAGGAUCCAAUCAAUGCCUUCAGAAGCAUCAAUGUUGUUUGGGAUAAAUUCCAACAGCUUUUCGUCAUCAUAGAGCCAAUUGUUAGUUAUGAACCAGUAUGGAGACAGUAUUACUAUGAUUCCUUGAAAGAAUAUUACGACGACCAGGUUAGCUACUUGGAACUACGAGGAGUUCUGCCAGAGGUGUAUGACCUCACCGGGAAGAUUUACACUCCAGAGGAAGUUGUUCAAAUAUAUGUGGACGAGACAGAGAGAUUCAUGAAAAAUUAUCCAAAUUUCCUUGGAGCUAAAUUUGUGUAUGCUCCCCAAGGUUUCGGAGAUGACGAUGUUUUUCGUGGUCUCAUCAACAUUUUGAAAAGAUUGCACGAAAAGUUUCCUAAGUUUGUGGCUGGAUUCGAUUUGGUCGGUCAGGAGGAUAAAAGAAGACCGCUGUUGGACUUCGUUCCCGAGUUUCUGAAGUUACCAGAGUCUAUUCAAUUCUUCUUCCACGCGGGAGAGACAAACUGGUUCGGAAUGAAAAGUGAUGCAAAUAUGAUUGAUGCAAUCCUUCUAGGGACCAAACGUAUCGGCCAUGGUUUUCCACUGAUCAAGCAUCCCCUUUUACUAGAAGUAAUCAAACGGAAACAGAUAUGCGUCGAAGUUAACCCUAUAUCGAACCAGGUGCUCAAACUGGUUGAAGACUUCAGAAAUCACCCGGCAGCGCUACUUUUCGUCGAUGAUUACCCCGUAGUUGUAUCCUCUGACGAUCGAUCCUUCUGGCGAGCAACUCCACUAAGCCAUGAUUUUUAUAUGGCAUUUCUAGGGAUCGCUUCUGCUCAGCACGAUCUACGGCUGCUUAAGCAGCUGGCGAUCAAUUCAAUUCGGUUCAGCGCUAUGGACGAUUUGGAGAAAACUAGGGCCAUGAGUAAAUGGGAAGUACUUACAGCCGAAUCGCAAACACAAGUGCUGAACUGUGGAAAGAAUCAUCAGUACUCGAAAACCGAUCUUGAGUAUAAACUUCGGAUGCUGCAGUUGAGGAAGGACUACCAGCAGCUGGCCAAAAUCAGUUCAGAUCGCUGCCCACCAAGAAUCGUAGGAUUGAUUAAGAAGAAAUCAAUACGUCGAGAGGAUCGAUUUUCGCAGGAAGAUUUCGAUUACAAAAUAAAGACGCUACUGCUGAGAUGCGAUCUUCCCCAAGUCGUUGGUAAAAACGGCACAAGAAUUCCUGCUCCGAGGAUUGUUGAAGCAAUACCAAAAACUAUACAAGGCGAAGAAAGUAGGAAGAUGAUUCAGUUCUUCGAGAUGACAAUAUGACGUGGAGUGUAUUGAGAAAAAGCAAUGUAGAUGCAAAAACUACGAGCCAAGAUGCCAUGUUAUGAAACAGUACUACUAGAACUAGACAAA